This is a messenger RNA of Galendromus occidentalis (western predatory mite), 2316 nucleotides long. RefSeq names its product probable delta-1-pyrroline-5-carboxylate synthase. Lineage: Eukaryota; Metazoa; Arthropoda; Arachnida; Mesostigmata; Phytoseiidae. Gene Ontology annotation, molecular function: ATP binding; glutamate 5-kinase activity; glutamate-5-semialdehyde dehydrogenase (NADP+) activity. The transcript has 17 exons. The record is from RefSeq and is a predicted model, not a curated record. Gene Ontology annotation, cellular component: mitochondrion. Bases 235 to 2316 code for a protein of 693 amino acids.
UCUGGGAAAGGUCUCGCAGGAAAAAUAGAUAAACUCAAUCGAGAAUUGCAUGUGAUCGGGCGCACAGACAGCAAAGCAGCAUUCGCUCACAGGAGCGAACUCAACAAUGCAAGGAGGAUAGUUGUCAAGCUGGGCUCGGCUGUACUCACUCGCCAGGACAACUGCGGCCUCGCUCUGGGUAGAGUCGCUUCGAUAGUCGAGCAAGUUUCGCAGCUGCACAACAACGGCAAAGAGAUGCUCCUGGUGACAUCUGGUGCCGUGGCUUUCGGGAAGCUGACGCUUUCCCAAGCUUUGCGCCUAUCGAUGUCCAUGAGGGAGACUCUGAUCAUGAAGUCUGGCCCUCCCCUGGAAACGGCAAAAAGCUCGGUGGGGACGAGCGCCGCCGUCGGUCAGAGUGGUCUCAUGGCGCUAUACGAUGCGAUGUUCAACCAGUUUGGCGUCAAAAUAGCACAGGUACUGGUGACGAAACCCGAUUUCUACAACCCCGAGUCGAGGAGUUGGCUGCGGCAAACGCUCCUAGAGCUUAUAUCCCUAAACAUUCUGCCCAUAAUCAACACUAACGAUGCCGUGUCUUCGCCCACUUCUCAAUUCGAAGCCUGUGUCGAUGGCUCUCAGAUCCAACUCAUUUCGGACAACGAUGCUCUUGCUGCACACUUGGCAGCGGAAGCGGGAGCUGAUUUGAUGAUAAUGAUGUCCAACGUCGAUGGAGUUUAUACUCUGCCACCAGGUCAAGACGGCUCCUCACUAUUACAUACAUUCUCUCCGAGUACGAGGGAUCGGAUCGUUAUCGGGGAAAAGUCGAAUGUCGGACUCGGAGGAAUGGAUAGCAAGAUCGGGGCUGCGACAUGGGCGGUGGAUAGAGGCGUCUCCGCCGUCAUCUGUAACGGCUUCAAAGACGGCGCGAUCACGCGCAUCGUGAAAGGGGAAAAAGUGGGAACUUUCUUCACCCAGCAUGAAACAUCUUCGACGUCUCUCGAAAAUCUGUCGAUAAGCGCCAAGAACGGGUCCAGGGCUCUGGAAUCGCUGAGCGGAUCUGAACGGGGAGCGAUUCUGCGGAAACUCGCGGAUCUGCUGUUGGAGAAGUCUGACAUGUUGCUUGAAGCGAAUGCAAAAGAUCUUCAAGCGGCAGAGGCCUGUGGGCUCGAGGAGUCCUUGCUCAGCAGACUCUCCUUGGAUCGGACGAAACUGGCGAGUCUCGGGGAUGGCAUCCGCUCGAUAGCUGAGAAAUGUGAGGGCGACGAUAUUCUGGGCAAGGUAAACAUCCGAACGUUAAUCGCGGAUGGAAUCGAGCUACAACAGAUCACGGUACCGAUUGGUGUCCUGUUGGUAAUUUUCGAAUCGCGACCGGAUUGCUUACCGCAGGUCGCCUCCCUCGCCAUCGCUACUGGAAACGGACUCCUUCUGAAAGGAGGCAAAGAAGCCUUCCACUCAAACCGAGCUCUGUUUUACCUGGUCCGGGAAGCGCUGGGCCAAUACAAUGUUCAACAAGCGAUUUCGCUCAUUUCCACUCGAGAAGAUGUCGAUGAGAUCCUGAAUGUGGGCAAACACAUUGACCUCAUCAUUCCACGCGGAUCUGCAGACCUGGUUCGAACGAUUCAACAAAAAUCCAAGGGAAUUCCUGUUCUCGGCCAUAGCGAGGGAGUUUGUCACGUCUAUGUCGACAAAGAUGCUGAUUUCGAGAGCGCCUAUGAUAUCGUACGUGACGCGAAAUGCGACUAUCCCGCUGCUUGCAACGCGAUGGAGACCUUACUGCUGCAUCAGGACUUGAUCGAAUCGGACUUCUUCUCGACAAUGUGUUCUAUUCUCCGCAAGGAAGGCGUCACCGUGAACGCGGGACCCCGACUGUCUCAGCGUCUGACUUUCGGUCCCCCAGCGACGCAGUCUCUCAGAACGGAAUAUUCGCGUCUUGAAUGCGCAAUCGAGGUUGUAGACGACGUGAAGCAAGCCAUAACGCACAUCAAUACUUAUGGGAGCGGCCACACUGACGUGAUUGUCACGGAAAACGUCGCAGCCGCUGAGGACUUCUUGAGAUCUGUCGAUUCUGCCUGCGUAUUCCACAAUGCUUCGACGCGUUUCGCAGACGGUUAUAGAUUCGGAUUGGGAGCUGAGGUCGGAAUCUCCACCGGCAGAAUACAUGCUCGAGGACCAGUUGGUUUGGAAGGUCUGCUGACGACCAAGUGGCAAAUUCGAGGGAGCGGGGAUACCGUUGCGGACUUCAGUAAAGGCAAGCGGAAGUAUAAACACGAAGCAUUGCCGGUCAGCCCCGACAGUGACGAAUUUCGUCGGGCUUCAGCGAUCUCCGCCGACGAUUCCUAG